ACACCUCACCUACUUCCACUACUCCGUGUACACUUACAUUUCACCCUAUGCUUAUCACAAGAACAUCCCUCGCAAACGCCGUGGCCAACGGCCAGAGGCUCUACGCCAGCUUUAAGCCUGCGCCCAAGCUCAAUGAGUUGGACUUAAACCCGAACGUCAUUGCCGCCGAGUACGCCGUCAGAGGUCCAAUUCCAGCGCGUGCUGAGGAGUUGCGUGCUAUCUUACAGACUAAUCCGUCUUCGUUGCCGUUCAGUACCAUCAUCAACGCCAACAUCGGGAAUCCCCAACAGUUGGACCAACAGCCUCUCACAUGGUACCGCCAGGUGCUCUCGUUGCUCCAAAAUCCGAUGUUGUUAAAGGCCAAGCACAUUUCCGACGUGUACCCUCAGGAUGUGGUCAACCGUGCUGAAGAUCUCCUCUCCUCCAUCGGCUCUGUCGGCGCCUACUCUGGUUCCCAGGGUGUCCAGUUGCUCAGAGAGUCUGUCGCGGAUUUUAUUUUCCGUCGUGAUGGCCACGAGGCCUCGGCCGACGAUAUUUUCCUCACGGGUGGUGCAUCUGCCGCCGUGACUUAUCUCUUGACUGCUAUCUGCUCCGGCCCAGAUUCCGGUGUCUUGAUUCCUAUUCCCCAGUACCCGCUCUACACCGCUACUUUGGCUUUGAACAACGCCACUCCGUUGCCAUACUACUUGGAAGAGUCCAAGGGCUGGUCCACCAACCCAGACGAGAUCAGAGAGGUCAUUGUGUCUGCUAUUUCUCGGGGCAUCAAGCCUAAGGCGCUCGUCGUGAUCAAUCCAGGUAACCCAACCGGUGCCAUCUUGUCCUACGAUAACAUUGCUGACAUCAUCACGGUUGCGGCCGAGUACGGUGUUAUGGUUAUUGCCGAUGAGGUUUACCAAGAGAAUGUUUUCCGUGGCGAGUUCGUCUCCAUGCGUCGUGUUUUCAAAGACUUGCAAGCGGCUGAGCCGGAGUUGUACGCCAACGUGCUGUUGGCCUCAUUGCACUCUACCUCCAAGGGAUUUUCUGGUGAAUGUGGUCAGAGAGGUGGCUACAUGGAGUUAGUCAACUUUUCCGAACCCCUCAAAGCUGCCAUCACCAAGUUAACCUCGAUCAACUUGUGUCCUACCGUAACUGGCCAGGCACUUAUCGAGUUGAUGAUCAAUCCACCUCGUGACGCUGAUGGUGAGUCCACCAAGGUAUACAACCAGGAGCGUGAUGCCAUCAUGGUGCAAUUAAAGAGCCGUUCCCAAGCGUUGUACGACGCUUUCUGUAAGAUGGAAGGCGUUGAGUGUCAGCUUCCAGAAGGUGCUAUGUACUUGUUCCCAAAGAUUACCAUCCCACAAAAGGCUCAAGACAAGGCUAAAGAGUUGAACGUUGCUCCCGACGCGUUCUACUGCGCACAGUUGUUGGAACACACCGGUAUCUGUACCGUUCCGGGCAGUGGGUUCGGCCAGGUUGAGGGUACCUUCCACGUCCGGACCACAUUCUUGGUGCCAGGCACUGAAUGGGUCCAGUUGUGGGAGAACUUCCACAAGCAGUUCAUGGACGAGUUCCGAGGGUGAAUCACCAGUUUGUAAGAAGAAAAAUUGCUUAUGGACUUUUUUGUCGGUAUGGUGGUGUGUAUAUUAAAUAAGAUUUUAAUAUGAAUU
This is a messenger RNA of Babjeviella inositovora NRRL Y-12698, 1646 nucleotides long. RefSeq names its product alanine transaminase (gene ALT1). NCBI's taxonomy places the organism in Eukaryota, Fungi, Ascomycota, Pichiomycetes, Serinales. The coding region runs from base 48 to 1559 and encodes 503 amino acids. Gene Ontology annotation, molecular function: pyridoxal phosphate binding; L-alanine:2-oxoglutarate transaminase activity. The transcript has a single exon. Gene Ontology annotation, biological process: biosynthetic process. The record is from RefSeq and is a predicted model, not a curated record.